Messenger RNA from Zasmidium cellare ATCC 36951, 834 nucleotides. RefSeq lists its product as uncharacterized. Bases 1 to 834 code for a protein of 277 amino acids. Lineage: Eukaryota; Fungi; Ascomycota; Dothideomycetes; Mycosphaerellales; Mycosphaerellaceae. The record is from RefSeq and is a predicted model, not a curated record. The transcript is spliced from 2 exons.
AUGGCCGCCAGCGCACACAAGUUGAUACCCGCAGACCCGGAGAAGGUAAUGGUCAUCCGCCAUGUCACAUCGGAAGUCGUCACAAUGUCCACGCCCUUCCUGCGCUUCGGCAGAAUCAAGAUCGGCGGCAGAGGCACCCUCGUGCGCCUCGCAACGGGCAGCGUCGCCGUCUUCUCCCCAGUCGCCUUGACGGAAACCGCAAAGAAAGAAACAGACGCCCUGGGCGAAGUCAAGUACCUCGUCGCCUCAGACCAAGAACACCACAUCUUUCUCGAAAGCUGGCACAAAGCCUACCCAACCGCCAAAAUCCUCGCCCCCGAAACCCUCCCCUCCUACCGCGACAAGCAAAACUACUUCAAACUGCCCCAAGCAAACUACAUCCUCUUCCCCGACAAAGGCCCCGCCCCCUCCAUAACCCCCGAAUUCGACGCCGAGUUCGACGUCGAAUACGUCCCCGUGCACCCAAACAAAGAACUGAUCGUCAACCACCGGCCCUCCAAAACGCUCAUCCAAGCGGAUCUCCUCUUCAACCUCCCCGCGAGGGAGCAGUUCAGCAAGACGGACGUGUCGCCCACGACGGGGAUCUUGACGCGGAUCUUCAAUGCGCUGCAGAAUACGCGGGGCAGUGCGGUGUGGCAGAAGAGGUUUCUGUGGUAUGGCGCGAGUUCGAGCGAUCGGCCGCGGUUCAAUGAGAGUAUGAGGAAGAUUGCGGGGUGGGAUUUCGAGAGGAUUGUGCCGUGUCAUGGGGAUGUGGUGGAGAGUGGGGGGAAGGGGAUCUUUGAGAAGGUUAUGGAGUGGCAUUUGAAGGCUAAGGAUGCGAAGAAGAGUACUUGA